AGCAAUUUUGAACAGUGAAUAGACCACCCAACUAGACAUCAUAUCGACCACAACAACAAAAAAAGAAGACCCAAAAUCACAUAAAUAUCAAUAUAUUAUAUAUAUAAACACACAGACACACUUCGCACUCAUAAAGAUCAUAUCAUCAUAUAUAUAUAUAUAUAUAUAUAUAUAUAUAUAUAUAUAUGUAUAAAAAAAAAAUUAACCAACCAAAAUUAGGGUUUCAAACUUUCUUUUGUGUUCUUGGUGUAGUAAAGUUGAAGAUCAGAUCCACCCCCUCAAAGCGAAAUAUCAUGAGUAGAGGUGGAAGCUAUGGUGGUGGAAGAAGUUCCUUAGGUUAUCUUUUUGGUAAGGAUGAUCAACCUAGAAAGCCUCAAGUCUCCAAAGUUGUUCUUCCUCCUCCUUAUGGUAUUGAUCUCAACCCUGAUGAUGAUCAUCAUAACAAUCCUUCUCCCUCUCCAAAACAACUUGUUUCCAAGAAUAAUUAUCCUCGAGCUCACGGCCAAAACUCCGGCAACUUCAUAACGGAUCGUCCAUCAACCAAGGUGAAAUCUGCCCCGGGAGGUGAUUCGUCGUUAGGGUAUCUGUUUGGAGAUAAGUGAAAUAUAUGAAUGAGUAUGUCUUUUGAUUUACUCUCUCUCUAGCUGACUAUAUAUGAAAGAAAAUUCUAAAGGGGUUAUGGUUUAGUAUGAGUGGUUUUUUUUCUAAAUAAAUGUGUGCUAUUAUUAUGUUUAGUAUUUGAAAGAAAACAUAUCAACAUAUAUGUGUGUAUGUGUAUAUAUAUAGUUUGGUGUAGCUUGUACUUGUGUUUAUAUAGUGAUCUAUUUGUUAAACAAAUUAAAUCUGAUGAUUCAGAUAUCUAUGUAUUGAAAAAUAGCAUCAUGAUGAUUGUAGUUUUA
This is a messenger RNA of Cucumis melo (muskmelon), 899 nucleotides long. Its product is annotated as protein SPIRAL1-like 5. NCBI's taxonomy places the organism in Eukaryota, Viridiplantae, Streptophyta, Magnoliopsida, Cucurbitales, Cucurbitaceae. Gene Ontology annotation, biological process: cortical microtubule organization. The coding region runs from base 186 to 602 and encodes 138 amino acids. The transcript is spliced from 2 exons. The record is from RefSeq and is a predicted model, not a curated record. Gene Ontology annotation, cellular component: cortical microtubule, transverse to long axis.